Molecule: messenger RNA, 11754 nt
Organism: Aspergillus homomorphus CBS 101889
Lineage: Eukaryota; Fungi; Ascomycota; Eurotiomycetes; Eurotiales; Aspergillaceae
Product: polyketide synthase A
Exons: 2
Coding region: 1-11754 (3917 amino acids)
Biological process (GO): secondary metabolite biosynthetic process; fatty acid biosynthetic process
Molecular function (GO): S-adenosylmethionine-dependent methyltransferase activity; phosphopantetheine binding; fatty acid synthase activity
Source: RefSeq, a predicted model, not a curated record
AUGCCAACGACGAGGAACGAGCCGAUUGCGGUUGUGGGCAGUGCAUGCCGAUUCCCAGGCAAAGUCAAUUCCUCGGCCGAGCUGUGGGAACUGCUUCGCAAUCCACGAGAUGUCUUGUCCAAGAUCCCCCAAGACAGACUGAAUCUGUCCGGCUUUUAUCAUCCCAAUCCUGAGCAUCAUGGCUCUACCAACGUACCCAACAAAGCAUAUCUCCUAGACACCGACCCCCGUCUCUUCGAUGCCGCCGUGUUUGGCAUUUUGCCCGCCGAGGCCGAAUGCAUGGACCCCCAGCAACGUAUAUUGUUGGAAACAACUUAUGAAGCUCUGGAGGAUGCAGGAUACACCCUGCAGCAGAUGCAAGGGUCCUCAACCUCAGUCUUUGUUGGAGCAAUGACUUCAGAUUAUCAUGACAUCCAAACCCGAGAUCUGGAUUCCAUUGGGAGGUGGGAUGCGACCGGUACAGCCCCUAGUAUCUUAUCGAAUCGAAUCUCAUACGUCUUUGACCUGAGAGGCCCAUCGUUGACGAUCAAUACCGCGUGCUCGAGUUCUUUGGUCGCCUUACACUAUGCUGUCCAGAGCCUACGAAACCACGAAGCGAAGCUGGCCAUUGUCGCUGGAGUGAAUCUCAUAUUGGAUGCAGGAACAUACGUCAAUGAAUCCAAACUGCAUAUGUUGUCACCGACAUCCAGGUGUCGAAUGUGGGAUGAAGCAGCGGAUGGUUACGCUCGCGGUGAGGGCUGUGCAUCCGUCAUCCUAAAACCCUUGAGUCAAGCGCUAGCAGACGGCGAUGACAUCGAGUGCAUUAUUAGAGAGACCUUGGUCAACUCGGAUGGUCGCUCUCCGGGUAUUACCAUGCCCAGUGUUGAGGCCCAGGCUAAUCUGAUUCGACAAACCUACCUCAACAGCGGCCUGGAUCCUGUCAGCGAUCGAUGCCAGUUCUUCGAAUGUCAUGGAACAGGCACGCCCGCAGGAGACCCUGCGGAAGCCCAAGCCAUACAGACAGUCUUUUUCCCGAAUGACUUCACAUUUAACACAACCGACAAGCUUCAUGUGGGAUCGAUCAAAUCACUCAUUGGCCACCUGGAAGGCUGCGCCGGCCUGGCAGGACUGCUGAAGGCAGUCGAAUGUGUCAAAAACUGUACCAUCACGCCGAAUUUUGGUUUCCAUAAACUGAAUCCAAGAAUUCAACCAUUCUAUGACCACUUGCAUGUUCCGACUCAGAAUUUCAAAUGGCCGGAUCGAGCCCCUGGUAUUCCAAUGCGUGCUAGUGUGAACUCCUUUGGCUUUGGCGGAACCAACGCGCAUGUCAUCAUUGAGAAUUAUAUUCCACACGGCAAUCCGUUCGUUCUUGAUAACGAUGAGAUUUCUACAACCGAUGGACACAAACUUGUGGGCCCAUUCGUGUUCUCGGCCAAUACCCGACUUUCUUUGUUGCGCAACAUUCAGCUCACGGUUAGCCAUGCGAGGAAGAAUCCCUCAACGUGUUUAAACGAUUUGGCAUGGAUGCUCAGCUGCAAGAAAACGUUGUUUCCUUUAAAGUUAUCAUUCUCCGCGGCCAGCAGCGAUGAGCUCUUGAGUAUGAUGGAGAGGACCGUGGCCAUGGGCGAAACGGAUCCGGAAAACGACCUCAAGUGUACUGUAUCAAGGAGCCUGAGGGAAGCAGGUGCCAUCCUUGGUCUGUUUACCGGGCAAGGAGCACAAUGGGCAGCAAUGGGACGCGACCUGAUCAGUUCGUGUCCCACAUUUCGCAACUCCAUCGAAGGCUGUCAGCGAGCCCUGGAAAGUCUGCCCGAUGGGCCUUCGUGGUCGCUGAAAGAUGAGCUUAUCGCGAAUGAAACAUCCUCCCGAGUCUCGGAAGCCGAGUUGAGCCAGCCCCUAACAACAGCAAUUGAAGUUGCAAUCUGCGAUCUUCUGAGUGCUGCUGGUAUACAGCUUGACGUUGUCGUGGGCCACUCCUCCGGGGAGAUCGCCGCUGCCUAUGCCGCCGGUAUCCUAUCGGCAUCUGACGCCAUGAAGAUCGCCUAUUAUCGUGGACUACACGCAAGAUUGGCCAGUGCUAAGUACCUAUCCCAGCCAGGUGCGAUGAUGGCAGCCAGUUUGUCCUACAAUGAGGCGAUGCAAUUCUGCUCUCAAGCAUUAUUCCGCGGUAGAAUUGUCGUCGCAGCCAGCAACUCUCCUGAAAGCGUGACGCUUUCCGGCGAUCAGGACGCCAUCUUCGAAGCAAAAGAGCAGUUUGAUAAGAAGAGUACGUUCUCCAGAGUUCUGAGGGUGGACGUAGCGUAUCAUUCUCAUCAUAUGCGCGUUUGCGCCGACGCAUAUCUGGCCUCUCUGAAGGCCUGCAACAUCCGAGUGCGACCACCCCGGCAAGGAUGCCGGUGGAUUUCUAGCGUGCGAGAAGAUAACGGUUGUCUCUUGAGUGAUAUACCUUCGCUGACUGGUCAGUACUGGGUGGAUAACAUGGUGCGACCUGUGCUCUUUUCGCAGGCGCUUCAGCUCUUGCUUCAGGAAAGUGACCCACCCACGAUGUGCAUCGAGGUUGGACCUCAUCCAGCCCUCAAAGCCCCCACCUUGCAGACGCUGAAGAAAGUCACCGACAAGGAUAUUCCCUAUGUCUCGUUUUUGAAACGUGCAGUCGCUGAUGUGAACGCUGCAUCGUUGGCUAUUGGCCUCGCUUGGCAACAUUUUGGACCCCAACGCGUUGACAUUGCCGGAUACCGUCGUGCAUUCACUUUACCAACACCAAAACUACCCAAGGGAGUCCCAAAGUACUGCUGGGAUCACCAGAAAGUCUAUUGGAGAGAGUCCCGCAUGUCGCGUACCUAUCGUCUUCAGGGGUACCAGUCGCAGCAGUUGCUUGGACGACGAAUUUAUGACUGCCCGCAUCAUGAGAUCCAUUGGCGAAACAUCCUGCAUCUUACAGAGAUCCCGUGGCUGCAAGGGUAUAAGUACAAUGGAAAGGCAAUUAUAUCCGCUGGAGUUUAUACUACCCUGGUCAUGGAAGCAGCAAGGUCUUUUGCCAACAGUAGUAAUCUGUCGCUUCUCGAAAUCCAACAUCUGGAGUUCUGCAGACCUUUGGCGUUGGAUGAACAUGGCUCAGGGAUCGAGUGCAUAACUAUGCUACGAGUAUCCAACAGAGUGGCCAAAGCCUCACCAAGCACCGAGCUCGACCUUGAUUUUGCUUGCGAUAUCUGUACCAGUUGCGAAAAAGCUCUCGAAAGGGUGUGCACCGCCCGUGUAAUCCUACAUUUGGGCAAGCCUCAACCAACCAUGCUGCCUGCAAGACCCUUUAGGCAGCCGAAACUGACACCAGUAGAGCCAGACGCUCUGUAUGAACUUCUCGAGAGCCACAGUCUCGUCUGUACAGGACCAUUCCGCACGAUAAAUUCCCUGCGCCGGGCUCUGCACCAUGCCAGCGCCUUUGCUCGUUGGUCCAGACACAGCUCCUCGGCGUUGUUAUUGCCCAUCGCGGCUUUUGAAACAGCUUUCCAGUCUCUUCUAGCGGCAGUCUGCUCGCCUCUCAUCCCAAAAAUGUGGUCAUUCUAUCUACCUUCCAGAAUUAAUCGGAUCGUUUUUCACCAGGAUCGCUUUCAAAGCUUUUCCUCGGACGAGGUCAAUUUGAACAUCGACGCGUCUGUGAUCUCGUUGAAUGCCGACCAAGUGGAGGGCGACUUUUCAAUCUUUGACUGUAAUGGAAACUCCAUAAUACAGGCGGAGGGCAUGACCUUGAGUUCUGCAGAUCAGCGUGGCCAUUCGGGCACUAGACAUAUUUUCGCUCGAGUUGCUUGGGAAAAUGAUCCUUUUGGAAGCUCCGCAUUUGCUGAGCAGCAUAAGCCCGAAGCCAACAAAGAUAGCUGGGUUAUAUGCACAGAGAGAAUAGCUCUGUUCUACGCUCAAAGAACAUUAUCUGAGCUUGAUCCGCGUGAAGUCAAAGCAUUCAAGCCUAAUCACCGCCAUGUCUACAAUGAACUUUGCCGUGCAGUUGAGACAGUCAAACGAAACUCAAAAGACACUUUGUUGAAGUUGGAAUGGCUUAAAGAUUCCGAGGACUCCAUCAAGGGUCUUGCCGAGAAGUUUACGGGGCAGGUGGAAGUUGAACUGCUACAACAUCUUGGUCCACUCCUACCUUCAAUUCUGCGAGGUCAAAUCGAUCCAGGAGUAAGACUUGAUCGACUAGCCGAGCUUCACUUAGAAGGGCAGACAUUUUGCUCGACACACAAAACCAUAUGCGACACCAUAAAGCGCAUUGUGCACAGGCAUCCCCAUAUGAAAAUCUUGGAACUCAGCGCGGGGAUGCAGUGUGUGAGCAAGGUUUUGAAAACCGUGAGCAAUACGUUUGCUUCCUACUGCUAUACGUGCAAUUCCCAGGAGCUAGUUGAUGUAGCAAAAAGUGCAUGCACUAAUCUCACAGACAAGGUCCUAUUCAAAGUUGGAGAUCUCAACGCGAGUCUUACUGACCAAGGCUUAAUAAAUGACAGCUACGACCUGGUGAUUACGACUUUUCUUCACCUUGCAACAUCCGAACCGGAAAAAGCUCUACAAAAGAUUCGAUUACUCUUGAGGCCCGGCGGCUAUCUUGUCCUUGUGGAGAUGACGGGUCCGUUGGCAAUAACCCUGCUGAUUUGCUUGGACCUAUUCCCGCAGUGGUGGUACGGAAAUGAGGAGAUACAAGGCAGAUGGCAGGGUGUCUCUCCGAUGAAGCUCGAUGAAUUGUUGCGCUCCACAGCAUUCUCAGGUGUUGAUAGUGUGACUCACAAUAUGCCAGACGGAAAAGCACGUUGUCUCUCUGUGGUUGUCUCCCAAGCAGUGGAUGCCACCGUGGACAUGCUUCGAGAACCGAUCAUGUCAACGAAUCAAUUGCCCUUGCCCAAGAGAGUUUUUAUCUUCGGAGGCAAGACUUGGUCAGGAUCACGCCUAGUUCGAGGUCUCAGAAGAAUGCUAGCACAGUUUGGUGUGGAUGUCAAGAUCAUGGAAGACAUUGACAAUCUAAAUAUAGCCCACAUUGGCGAUGGAGCGCCCGUCAUAUCAGCGAUCGAGCUCGAUAAGAAUCUAGCUGACAACGAAGUGUCUACAUAUACUUUGCUGUCAGUACGACAAUUAUUCGAGCGAUCGAGGACUGUGCUAUGGCUGACAUCCGGACGCCCUAAUGCUCCGUCAUCUAUCAGUAUUACAGCUGGCAUAGGAAGAGUGGUGAUGACUGAACACUCAGAUGCUCGAUUGCAGUUUCUGGCUGUCCCGGAGCGUGACCAACUCAGCAUGACUGUGGUCGUAGAGACCUUCUUGCGGCUCUUGUGUUCUCGUCUUCCGGAAGUUGCCGGAAAGGGGCUGCUCUGGACAAACGAGCCAGAACUUUGUUUCGAUGGCCACGCAUUUUUCAUUCCACGUUUGGUUUGGGACCAGAGAAGGAACGAAAGAUAUGGCAGGAGGGGUCUUAAUAUCACCGAGGAUGCCUAUCCUGAUCAAGCUCCCCGCCUCCCUGAUCCUUCCUCUCGAAAUGCAGGAUCUAUAACUAUCAAGACGCAAUUUUCGACUCCCCUCUUCUUUGAUGACCAAAGGAGAAUGUUCAUGUGGGCCGGCUAUACAGACAAGAAGACAACAGCUAUGGGGAUUGCAGAGCAUAACUCGUCAGUUAUUUUCGCCAUUCCAGACGAGAUACAUGUCCUGGAAAAGAGAGAAGAGAUCACACCAGCUGGUCUGCAAGCUAUAUCCAGCUUUUUAGUGGCUGGUAUCCUCGCAUUGGCAAUACAGUACUCAGGUCCCGUACUUAUAUACGAGCCCCACGAAGCCCUGAUCGCAGCUAUCCAGACAAGCUCGCAUUGGCGUCGACGCGAGGUGUACUUCGUGGCGCGCACGAAGCAAGUGAGGGCAGAAGGGGAAUGGAUACAAUUUCACCCUCGAGCAACUCGCCAAGAGAUCAUGAAUGAGUUACCGGGAGACGUGUCAUGCUUUAUUGACCUGGCCACUGGCUGGGAAGGGACGCUUAGAUCGAAUCUUCGGAGCCUUUACAGGAAAGUGUUACUAGACCCAAUACACAGCGUUCGCUUCAAGUCCGCCGAUACCAGGGAGCUGAUUACGCGGGCCUAUUCGGAAGCGAAAGCUCAUUGUUUGAAGGUCUCUUCAGUUGCGCAGCAUACCUACUCGGUGAAUGAGAUCAUAAAUUUGCCAGCAUCCAUCUACGCUCAUCCGAUCAUCAUUGACUGGGCUAGAUCGGCCCGAAAUGCCCUUCCAGUCGAAGGACUCCGCUCUAAUAAAUCGUUCUCCCCCACCAAAACUUAUCUCAUGGUUGACAUGGCUACACCCCUUGGGAUGUCUCUAAUAUCAUGGAUGGCACGGCAUGGGGCCAGAACGUUUGUUCUCACGAGCAUGAACGGUCGCGUAGACCAGAACUGGCUCGAAGAUCUCUCUAGGUUUGGAGUUCGUGUCAAAACGAUGGCAAUGAAUGUGUCCGAGAGAGAAUCUGUGUCAUCAGCCUACAAGAUGAUUUGCGAGACCCUGCCGCUUGUUGGCGGUGUUUGCUACGGGGCAAUGAGCAUGUCAGCUCAGGUAUUUGAGGAUACCGCCGUCGAUGACCUUGGCAUUGCGUUAGACUUCAAGAUGAAAGGGUCCCGGUAUCUCGAUGAACUUUUCUCCAAGCCUACAUUGGAAUUCUUUGUCCUCUUCUCGUCUUUAGGUGCUUUAAUGGGAAUCCCGGAGCAACCCUACCAGCAUACUGCUAGCCUGUACAUGUCUGAGCUGGUGCAACAACGUCGGGCGAAGGGCUUAGCCGCGUCAAUUGUCCAGAUGGGGAUGGUUGUUGACGUGGGCUUCGGAUCCAGCCUAGACAGUCACGAGCUUGCCAAGCUGACAAACCAGGGCUAUGCUGCCCUAUCUGAGACAGACAUCCAUCAUGCCUUUGCUGAGGCUGUGACGGCAAAAUCGGGGGACGGUUCGGAGAUAAUUAUUGGGUUUUCAUCAGCCAUGCGACCAGAUGACGACCAAAUUGUCUCACCAUGGCAUUCGAACCCAAUUCUCUCUCAUUUUUUCUCCGGCAAAACGAUGCAGGAGAGGCAGGGGGAGCCAGUUGCAUCAACUAGAACGAUCAGAGCGAGACUUGCACAGUCUAAGUGCAAGGAAGAAGCUUGUCAGAUACUUUUAACCUUUUUCACACAACGACUACAGUCCAUGUUACAACUGCCAGCGGGUAAACUGCGGACAGAUGUUCAGCUCCUGGAUCUUGGUUGCGAUUCAUUGCUUGCUGUCGAAAUCGGCAGCUGGUUUGAGAAAGAAGCCGGAAUCGAGAUACCGGCUCUCGAAGUGUUAUACGGUACUGUGGAUGGGAUUUGCAGAGCGGUUGUCGCAUCAUCUCUGAGUGAGAGACCGGCAGAUCAAGAUAGUGAUCAUUCUACGCAAACCACCGUAACCCCAACGACAGAGUCUGACAGAUGCAUUGGCGGUCGAGACCCAGUAAGCUCUGCGACCUCAGAAUGCUCCACGGCACCACACUUUGCAUCUAAGCCAAACUCAACCGCUUUGACAUCUAAGGAGUUCAUACGCCUUGAGCUUAUGUCACCAUACCAGUCCUUGAUCUGGUUUGCGGGACAUUAUAUGAAAGACCCAACGCAAUACAAUGUUGUGAUAUCUUACAAGGUCGAGGGCUCCUUCAAACCGGCAAGGUUUGAACAGGCAUUGGAGCACACUGUUUCGAGACACGAGUCCUUACGGACCUGUUUCUUCGCGGACCGUGUCAGUGGCGAACUGGUGCAAGCAGUUCUGGAGCAGCCGCUGCCGUUCUUUCACCAUGUGAAGACCUCAGACCCAGCGAUUGUUUCCCACGAAUUCGUAAAGGCGGCGCUCUACAAAUGGUCAUUAGAGCACGGAGAGACAUUCCGAGUCACUGUGGUCUCAGUAGGCUCUGACCGCCACACUGUCAUAUUCAGCUAUCAUCACAUCAUCAUGGACGGAGUUAGCUGGUCUACCUUCCUCCGGGAAGUCAAAGGAUUCUACGAGAACAAGCCCCCCACUCCCAAUGUCUCGCAGUAUAUUGACUACUCGAUUAUGCAGAAUGACGCGGUAAAGAGCGACGCGUUUGCCAAGGACAUCGAGUACUGGAAAAAUCGUCUAUCACCGCUGCCAGAUGUGAUGCCCCUACUGGGAAUUGCUAAGGUGAAAUACAGAAUCGCUACCGAAAACUACAAUGCGCAUACCACAACGCGCACAGUCGGUCGGGAGCUCGCAGAAGGUGUCCGGAGUAUGAGUCAGAAGCUUCGAGGUACAGCAUUCCACUUCUAUUUGGCAACGCUGCAGAUCCUUUUUGCCAAGCUGCUGAGCAUCGAAAACAUGUGCAUCGGUAUGAGUGAUGCAAAUCGGAAACAUGAGCAGUUUCUCAGCACGGUCGGCUACUUCGUCAAUCUGUUGCCUCUCCAAAUUCGGAUUGCACAGGGCGAUAACUUUGCCAGUGUGUUCAAGCGAGCUUCCCAGGAUGUUCUUUCGGCGCUGUCGCAUUCAUCGGUGCCCUCAAAUCUUGUCGUCGAUCACUUAGACAUUCCACGAACAUCGACGCAUACGCCCCUAUUUCAGGUCGCGAUCAACUAUAGAGUAGGAGAGAUAACCGAGAUGUCUGUGGAUGACUUCAAGUUGACAUAUCAGGGUAGUGUGAUGGGAAACGCGCCCUAUGACAUGUCUUUCCAUAUCACGCCUACCGCGGUCGGCACCUGCAUCUUGGAUGUCACCUGUCGCGAUUAUCUUUACACCCCAGAGGCCGCAGGUCUGGUCUUAGAUAUGUACAUCAACCUGAUCGCCGAGUUUGCUACGAACUCCUCUCUUUCAGUGCAGCAGUGCGCUUUGUUCUCCAGCAAUAGCGAUGAGAAUCAUUUGUCUAUACGCCGUGGCGCGCGACUCGGUCAUCGGUGGCCUGAGACCUUGUCGGCCAGGUUCCGAACAAUUGCCGAAAGAUGUUCUGGAAGGAUUGCCAUCGUCGAGGAAACAGGGAAAUACACAUACAGUCGAUUGAUUGCACGUAUAGACUCCAUCGCCAAUGCUCUCAUCGAGAAGGAUAUCACCCCGGGAACUAAGGUCGCGGUGCUUUGCCCACCGUCGCUGGAUUCAGUGGCGAGCUUGCUGGCGAUUCUCUGCAUUGAUGCCGUUUAUGUGCCUCUUGAUCUCAGUAGUCCACUAUCGAGGCACAGGGCCAUUAUUGAGGCUUCUGACACAGAUGUCAUACUGUGCUCGACCUCGACGCUAAACUCGGCUUCCAAUCUGGGUGUCGCCCUUAUCCUGAACGCUUCUACAACACCCGAGAGCUCGAAUGCAGCAACACAGAUUGAAUGUAGUGGGACAUCCCCAUCGAUAUUGCUUUACACAAGCGGCUCAACGGGCAAACCAAAAGGCGUUCUACUACCGCAAGUCGGGUUCAUCAAUUAUCUCGCCGCCAAGGCUGAAGAAUUACAUCUGAACCACGACGUUGUCGUGUUGCAGCAAAGCUCCGUCGGAUUUGACAUGGGUCUUGCUCAGACACUCAACGCUAUUAUGAAUGGGGGCAAACUUGUCAUCGUUCCACAAGCCGCACGAGGGGACCCUAUCGAGAUUGCCAAGCUGAUCCGUCGAGAGAACGUGACUUUCACCCUCGCCACGCCUUCGGAGUAUAUGGUCAUCCUCCAACACGGGCGAAAGCAUCUUGAGGGUUAUACGCUCUGGCGUCACGCCUGUCUCGGUGGUGAGCCAUUCACUGAUCAACUCAAACGAGAGUUUGUGCAACUUGGCCGGGGAUGUCCUAUCGUUCAAGACUCUUACGGAGUGACGGAGAUCUCCGCUUGCACAACGUUCGAGACGAUGAACGUGUCUCAGCUUGAGGACACGCGCAGCGUCGGAAAGCCCAUUCCCAACACCUCUAUCUAUAUAUUGGACGAUAAUUGCCACCCUGUGGGCAUCGGACUCGCUGGCGAGAUAUGUAUAGGUGGCGCCGGCAUAGCCCUCGGAUACUUGGAUCAGGAACAGACGCGAUUGAAAUUUGUCGAGGACCGCUAUGCGACAGAAGAAGAUGUUGCGCAGGGGUGGACUCGGAUGUACCGCACUGGCGACAAAGGCCGCCUGCUCGAAGAUGGCUCACUCAUCCUUCUGGGUCGCAUGGACGGAAACACGGAAAUCAAACUGCGCGGUCUUCGAAUCGACUUGGAUGACGUGGGCGCGACCCUGGUUAACUGCUCUCUGGGCCUGGUCUCGGCUGCUGUUGUUUGCGUUAAGGGUGACGGUGACUCCCGAUAUCUCGUGGCUUACGUUGCUGUUGCACCUGGGCGCACUACAAGUGAAACCGAACUCCGACGCCUCGCUGCCAGCCUUCCCCUGCCGCCGUACAUGUGCCCGGCGUCGGUUGUGCGCCUGGACAAUUUACCGCGAACGGCGAAUGGCAAAGUCGAUCGAAAAGCACUCGAGGCUUUGCCGGCUAUGGGCUCAGAUGCACCAUCGCAGGAAUACAGGCGUCUGACCCUUGGUGAAGGCGAGCUCAAGCUCCUAUGGAGGGGGAUCCUACCCAACAUGACUCAGAUCCAGCCCGAGUCCGAUUUCUUUCUUCUGGGUGGGAAUUCUCUAUUACUGAUCAAGCUACAAGGCGCGAUUCGCACGUCUAUUGGCGUCUCGGUCAGUCUCCGGGAUCUGUACGCCGUGAGCACCCUAGCCAGCAUGGCGCUCAAGAUUGCAUACCGAAAGGCUGAAACCCCAGUGCCCACGAUCAAUUGGUACGAGGAAACGGCUGUUCCUGAAGAGCUUCUCCAGGGAGUAAGCCCGUGCCCUGAGCCGCGUCGCUCGAGAGAAUCGGGCAUUGAAAUUCUCUUGACGGGCGCAACCGGCUUUCUGGGGAGGGCCAUCAUGCGCGCUCUGCUUCAAAAGUCCAUCGUCAACAAGGUUCAUUGUAUUGCUGUGGAGAAAGGACAGGAGAGCGUGCUACCGUCUAGUAGCAGUGUUGGUGUAUACUAUGGUAGUCUUCUUGAUCCCACACUCGGUCUGUCAACGGCCGAAUCCGACACCCUGCAGUCGUGCAUCGACGCGAUCAUUCACGCGGGCGCACAUGGCCACUGCCUGAAUACUUACAGCUCACUGCGGACCCCCAACCUGAAGUCCACUCAUUUCCUCGCCGGAUUGGCUCUUCGAGCCCAGAUCCCCAUGCACUACAUUUCCUCCCCGCGCGUCAUCCUCCAGUCGGGCAAGACAUCCCUGGGUCCUAUCUCGGUCUCCUCCCAUCCGCCGCUCGCCAGCGGCUCCGAAGGUUUUGCAGCCAGCAAGUGGGCGAGCGAGGCAUUUCUCGAGCUUCUUGCCGAACAAACCGCCUUAUCUGUCUGCAUCCACCGACCAUGCACCCCGAUCGGCGACAAUGCGCCCGACCAAGACGCUCUCAACUCCCUACUUCACUUCUCAAACCUCCUCAGCGCUACCCCUCGGCUAACCAAUAUGGAUGGGUAUCUUGACUUCCAGAAAGUCGACAUCUUGGCUGAGGAAAUUGCUUCAGAGGCGACGUCUUUCUUCCCGGAGAGCUCAAAACGCGCUUCGUCAACCUCGUCUGUCCAUUUCCGGCAUCAUUCGGGGAACGCUAAAAUCCCAGUCAAGAGCUUCAAAGAUUAUAUGGAAAAGGUGCAUGGGCGAUCGUUUGAGGAGCUUGGGUUGACGGAGUGGUCGGCAAAGGCGACAAGGUUGGGUAUGGAGCCGUUGAUUCCGGCGUUCUUGGAGGCUGUGGCGGAGAAUUCGGAAACCAUGUAUUUCCCCUUCCUUGGCGAGGACGGAGUCGAGUAG